This is a messenger RNA of Mercenaria mercenaria, 977 nucleotides long. Its product is annotated as splicing regulatory glutamine/lysine-rich protein 1-like. NCBI's taxonomy places the organism in Eukaryota, Metazoa, Mollusca, Bivalvia, Venerida, Veneridae. The record is from RefSeq and is a predicted model, not a curated record. The transcript has 4 exons. Bases 302 to 865 code for a protein of 187 amino acids.
GGUAUCAAAGAAGCGCUUAAAGAUAUGAAUAAUAUUUUUAACAGUCUACAGUACAAACUUCUAACAUAUUCAUAUCUGAAUUAGUCAGCGGUGACGGCUCUGAACUUUAUUUCUGUCAAAGCAUGGUAUUAAUGCACGAUAAAUGACACACACCUUCCCAUAAUGCAUUUCGACGUUAAGUUAGUGACGUCACAGUAACUGCUGUAGUAACGUUACUCAGCGACGGCAGUUGCAUUAUUAUCUAUCCAUACUGCCUCACACCUCUCGCAAGUAUUAUGGUAUCAAAGAAGCGCUUAAAGAUAUGAAUGGUAAAGAGUGCAGUGAAAUAGCAGAGGAAAGAAAGGGUGAAAAGAAGUCUGUAUUACCAUGUGAUGGUAAUAACGGUGAGACGAGGAAGGGUUUAAAUAAAAGAGAUGAGGACGACAAGAGUAGUAAGAAAAAGAAGACGAAAAAGAAGAAGAAGGACAAGUCAAAAAAGCAAACGAAGAAAAGGGAAGAGAAUGAACUGGUUUCAAAAAACACUGAAAACACAAACCGGGAACCAGAACAGGAAAUUAUUGCAGUCCCAUCUCAGAGCACCGACCAUGCAGACGUUAAAAAGAAAGAAAGUAAGCUACCCGGUUGUUUUGGCUUUAUUUCAACUUGGCUCGCCGGAAGGAGGCAGAAAAGACGUGAGAAAAAGAAAAAGGCAAUCGCCGACCGAGCUACUUCGCCAGAAUCAGGCAAGCAGAAAAUAAUGAAGACGCCGGUCGUUCAGCCUGUCAAACAAACCGGCGGACCUAUUCGCCGAGAAGACUACUACCGGCUCAAGAAAGCCGAGGCAAGAAGAGAAGACGAGUUGGCAGAACGGUGUAGGAGCAGGUAAGUAGGCCUACACUUGUUUCAUUUUCAAAGCUUUUGAUAUAGAUUUAAGAAUUAUAAAAUGCAUUUCUUCUUUGAUUUUGUAAAGAUGUCACAAACAUUGUACUUUGUUCAAC